AUGAAGGAGAACGGCUUAUGGUCGCUGAUUUGCAUGAUGUGUCUGAUCAUGGGUCUAACCCUGGCACAAACAUCGCAGAUCUGCCCCUCGCACGAUGCCAUCUCGCCCUGUUCCUGCACCCUGAAGAAAUCCGGCCUGGACAUCGUAUGCGAGUUCACCAAUCUCACUCACAUCUCGGAUGUGAUGUCCGCGCUCAAAGGGAGAACGAAUACGGUGAUCUUCUAUCUGAGACUUAGGCACAGCAGUCUGCCGAAAUUGCAGCCGUUCGUGUUCCUCGGUUUGGACAUCCGCCAUUUAACGAUCCACAAUAGCAGCCUGGCGAAACUUGAGGAAUCAUCCCUGAGUUCCAUUGGAACGGGCCUGACGCAGCUAGACCUAUCGCAAAACGCUUUGCUCUCGGUACCUUCGAGCGCGUUGAAAGAUCUUCAGCAUCUGCUCAUCUUGAAUCUGAACCGCAACAAGAUCAAGGCCAUCCAUAAGAAAGCUUUCGAAGGACUUGACACACUCGAAAUACUUUCCCUAUACGAGAACGAGAUCUCCACCAUAGAAGAAGAGGCAUUCACGGGAUUGCAUAACAGGAAGCUGAAAAGAUUGAAUCUGGGAGGGAACGAGUUGAAUAAAGUGCCGACGCAAGCACUGCACAACCUGGACAUGCUGAAGAAGUUGGAGAUACAGGAGAAUAGGCUCACCGUCAUUCAGGAAGGCGAUUUCGACGGUCUGAAAAGUCUGGACUCGCUAGUAUUGGCGCACAAUCAGCUCCGCGAGGUUCCGGCCCGUGUGUUCUCCCACUUGACGCAAUUAAACUCUUUGGAGCUAGACGGAAAUCAAAUUACCCACGUGGAUCCGGAUGCGUUCAUCGGUCUCGAGGAGAACCUGCAAUAUUUGCGGCUGGGCGAUAAUAAUUUACACGCGGUGCCGAGCGACGCUUUGCGCCGUCUACAUCGAUUACGCCACCUCGAUUUAAGGUCCAAUAACAUUACGCUGCUCCCGGAGGACGCUUUCACCGGAUAUGGAGAUUCCAUUACGUUUCUGAACCUUCAAAAGAACUUGAUCAAGAUGUUGCCGCCGUUGGUAUUCGAGAAUUUGAACUCGUUGGAAACGUUGAAUCUGCAGAAUAACAAGCUCACGCAGAUACCGGAGGAAGUGACUGAAAAUAUCGUGGACACCCUGCGACACAUCGAUAUCACGGACAACCCUCUGAUCUGCGACUGCGAGCUACGAUGGUACUCCGUGUGGUUGGGAAAUCUGCGUGACAAGGACGACGAACGGAUGUCGAGGAAGCGUACAGUGUGCACCAUGAUGAACGAGCACCGAGAGUAUUCGGUUCAGAACAUACCGUUAGAGAGAAUGGGUUGCGUCGGGAAAAAUGCUGGGCGAACUUCGUCGACCGGCAAUUGUCACGUUUAUGUCGACACGAUGCUCCAAUUGUUAACCACAGCUAUUGCUAUGCUCUAACUGGGACGUUCAGUCACGUGACGCUUUUAGUUUUCCCAUACGCGUAUCCAUACCCCCUGAUUCACGAACGCGAGAACCAGCUACCGGCGGCAUUUUCCUUGUUUCCUCCACUCACGCUGCUAGCUCCGUCAAUUUACGUUGUUCUUUUGUCGUUAAACAAUCGUGCCACGGUCGCGGAGACGUGGCAUGAUUGAACGAUUAACAAUGUUUCAUUUCACGACGAGUUUACUUCACGAUAAUUA
Molecule: messenger RNA, 1697 nt
Organism: Habropoda laboriosa
Lineage: Eukaryota; Metazoa; Arthropoda; Insecta; Hymenoptera; Apidae
Product: slit homolog 1 protein
Exons: 7
Coding region: 1-1455 (484 amino acids)
Cellular component (GO): plasma membrane
Molecular function (GO): protein binding
Source: RefSeq, a predicted model, not a curated record